CUGUUGUUCGCGAUAUAUUAUGAUUUUUGUCCUAACAGCGCUCUAUUCUCUUUGCGUUUGUUUUCUCUUUCCCUCUCUCAAUAAAUUUUCCUCUCCCUAUAUUCUCUUUACAAAACCAUGUCUGCAGAAUCAGCCAGUGCAAUUCAAAGAAGCCAAGUUGAUCUAGUGGACUUCGUUGAUUGGUCUGGAGUUGAAUGCCUUAAUCAAAACUCCGGCCACUCUCUUCCCAAUGCUCUCAAACAGGGAUAUAGAGAAGAUGAUGGUUUGAAUCUAGAGAGUGAUGCGGAUGAGCAGUUGCUGAUCUAUAUACCUUUCACUCAAGUUGUUAAACUGUACUCUGUUGUCGUCCAAGGACCUGAAGAAGAAGGUCCCAAGACUGUAAAACUUUUCUCAAACAAGGAGCAUAUGGGAUUUAGUAAUGUCAAUGACUUCCCUCCUAGUGACACUGCAAUUUUAUCGCUAGAUAAUCUCAAGGGAAAACCAGUAGGCUUGAAGUAUGUUAAGUUUCAGAAUGUUCGCAGUUUGACAAUAUUCAUCGAAGAUAACCAGUCAGGUUCUGACAUCACCAAAGUCCAAAAAAUUGCUUUGUUUGGAACAACGGUGGAAACAACGGACAUGAAGGGCUUGAAGAAGAUUGAGGAUCAUUGACAGUGAAGGGGGGUGUUAAGAAAGGGUUGAAGUUUCUUGCAACCAAUGUUAAAUUUCUCAUUUGUGUUUUUCUAAGUUUCAACCAGUUAUUGUACAAUAUCAAACAGUUUGGUGCCUGAAAGUUUUAUGGCUGUUAUUUCAAUCUCUCGUCCUGGAAAUCUGCCCCCUUAUUAUACAAUAUCAAACAGUUACCUGCA
This is a messenger RNA of Hevea brasiliensis (rubber tree), 845 nucleotides long. Its product is annotated as PITH domain-containing protein At3g04780. The transcript is spliced from 8 exons. The record is from RefSeq and is a predicted model, not a curated record. Bases 118 to 648 code for a protein of 176 amino acids. NCBI's taxonomy places the organism in Eukaryota, Viridiplantae, Streptophyta, Magnoliopsida, Malpighiales, Euphorbiaceae.